Molecule: messenger RNA, 1731 nt
Organism: Jaminaea rosea
Lineage: Eukaryota; Fungi; Basidiomycota; Exobasidiomycetes; Microstromatales
Product: PLP-dependent transferase
Exons: 3
Coding region: 218-1603 (461 amino acids)
Source: RefSeq, a predicted model, not a curated record
GGGCAAGGCGCGGCGAAUGGCGCUACCGCAGCCUCUAGCUCAGCAACAGGCGCGGCAAAGGCAGACACCGCUGCUCCUAACGCCGGCUGGGGCUCCUCUUCGCGCGAGCUCGAAGGCGCAGAGUCUCCUGGUUACGAGCGAUUUGGCAAACCUUGCAGGCGAUUGUGGUACCACGGUGACACGAAAGCUAGUGGGGCCAGGCCGUACCUGAACAUGAAUGCUGGUAAGCCUCAAUUGCAAUCGAUUGGUAAACGCGACGGACACACUGACCUCUUUGAGUGCUCGUUUACCUGCAGGAGCCUUUGGAUCAUGUCCGAAGCCCGUCAUGGAAGCUAGCCACGCUUGGAGCGUCAAGGCGGAGGAGAAUCCUGAUCUCUUCCGCCGCUUUACCUACCCCACACAGCUGCGUAGCAUCCUAAGGCGCCUCUCCUCUGAGCGCCUCCCGCACUGCCCCGCUUCGACUCUCGCCCUGAUCCGCAACGCCACCACGGGAACGAAUGCAGUCCUUCGUGGCAUCCCGUGGCAGGAGGGAGACCACAUUCUCUGCUUAUCCACCGUGUACGGAGCGCUGGAUAGGACUAUAGACUACAUCAUAGAGCACAGCGCCACAAGCGGGACUCCCAAGCCCACAAAGGUCACGAUGGAGGUCACCUACCCCAUCUCGCACGAGGAGCUUCUCAAAACCUUCACCGCCAAGCUAUCCGCCCUCCGCUCAGAAGGCAAACGCGUCCGUCUCGCCACAUUCGACGCCGUCUCUUCCCACCCUGGCGUCCUCCUCCCAUGGGAACGACUCUGCGUCCUCUGCAGAGAGCACAACGUCCUCUCCCUAGUAGACGCCGCACACGCUUUUGGCCAGAUCGACUGCUCCCUUCUCGGCUCCUCUGCAGCCCCUGCAGACUUCUGGGUAAGCAACGUCCACAAAUGGUCAUUCGCUCCGAGAGGAUGCGCCAUCUUCUACGUGCCGGCGCAGAAUAGGCAUUUUGUGCCGAGCACGCUGCCCACUUCGUGGGGGUGGAAGGCAAAGGCCUCGAGCAGUCUUGCCACGCCUGGGGUGGCGGCCGAUGAAGAAUGGGCCGCAGCAUGGAGGGACCCGGGGACAGACCAGGUGUCCCACUACCUUUCCGUCGACGCCGCCCUGGAUUUCGUGCGUGACCGCCUUGGAGGGGAGGAGCGGGUUCGUCGAUACAAUACCAGUCUGGCACGAAUCGGCGGAGCAGAGGUGGCGAGAAUACUGGGGACGGAGAUACUUGACGUGGAGGGGAAGGAGGAAGAACGCCUGACAGCUUGCAUGGUCACGGUGCGUCUGCCCCUCGUCUCGCGAGCUAUCGGGCCUGAUGCGACAAAAUGGGUGUGGCAGAUGGGAGGCGAGGGAUUCUUCUUUGAGACAUUGCAGGAUGACUUUGCUACGAACAUCCCCAUCCUUGCGCACAACAAUCGCGUCUACGCCCGGCUCUCAGCGCAGGUUUGGCUGGACGUGGACGAUUUCGCGUAUGCUGGGAGAGCGCUCAAGGAGGUCUGUCGAAGGGUCAAUGAAGGGGACAUGCCCGCUGCCAAGGCGAGUGUAGGAGCAGAGGCUGCGGGACAGCCAGUAGAAGCAGCAUGAUGGUGUAAAGCAGACAUGUACGCGCUCCUCCCUGCUUGCUCAUCGGAACAUAGAGUGAAUCAAUUGUCAUUGAUGUGCAGGGCAGAGAGGCAAAGGAAACAGGCCAGAAGUAGAGAAGCGCAAGAGCG